Messenger RNA from Pelagomonas calceolata, 1134 nucleotides. NCBI's taxonomy places the organism in Eukaryota, Pelagophyceae, Pelagomonadales, Pelagomonadaceae. The record is from the annotation of a GenBank genome assembly.
GAAGAAGCCUGUCGUGACUCCGGCUAGUAGGUUGGCGCAGCGCCUGCUCGCGCUGCGCGAGAGGCUGCCAAGCGCUGUGGCAGCCGCUGCGGGCGCGCGCGCCGAUCGCAAUGGGGCAGCCUGCGAAGAUGUAACGCGACGGCUGCUAUGGAUGCGCAAUGGAGGAACGAGCUGGAAGCGCUGCAGCAACUGCUGGCGAGCCAGCAAUCGCAGAUUAUCACUCUGCAGAAGAAGUUGGGCGUCAGCACACCGGAGGACGAGGCGGAUGUACCGGCCGCCGAAUACAGGCGCGUGUUCCUGGCGACAGCCGCGUUUCUCUUGUGGGAUAGCAUAGCAAUGUCCAUCGCCGCGUUUACCAGCGGAAUGGAAGGUGAUUUGGGACAAGUCGAAACGCUUUUGUGGCCCAUGUGCUGGACUGUACUAAUGGCUCUGGUGCUGGGAACCAUGGACUCGUCGGUCGCCGGACGGCACGCCCUUCUAAUAUAUCGUGGCUGGGCUAUCAUCCAAGUCGUGGUCAUUCCGCUCCUCUGGUGGAACAGCGGGAGGCGCGAGGUCGCUGUGUUCCUGUUCGUCAUGUUUAUAGUGAACGCGAUUUUCUGGCCAUGGAUGGGCAAGAUGAUGCUUGAGACCCUUCGGGCUAGGGGUGCGCUGACAACACAGGCGCAGCUGUACACGAAUCGCGCCAUGAAAGUCUUGGGAUUUCAGAUCUUGCUAGCUAUAACCGCCUUGGCCCAGGGCAUCGGACGCGAGUCGUACGCAAGGGUCUACGCCACCUUCGUCUUCUCCGUCGUGCUGAGCAGCUCUUGGGUCUACCUGACGGCUAUCUUUGACGUCUGCAAUGUAGACAGUCGCGCUGUUGCCAAGCUGCGACUCUCGCCGUUGCAGGCGACGACGCUUGCUUUUUGGGGUGUGAACCUCCUCGCUGGGCUUGCAGGAUACAUUUUAGCUAGUCAGCGGAGGCCAUCUAGAUGGGCUUCAUUCGCGGUGGGCUACGUGAUGAUGGGUUCUGGUUGGAUCACGAUGGCGUUCGUCGGUCGCCUCGUCUAUGUCGCGCGUCGUGGGCGCGAUGUCCCCCCGGCCGCGAGCGUCAAGCCAGUCGAUGCACUGGGUUCGCUCGACCUGCCUGGGGCGUAA